UGCAGAUGAAAGGCUCAAUGAAAGAAGACCUUGUGAUGCAAGAAUUUUUUCUGAUGGGAGUGUACUUUGGAAUCCAAUGGGUAUAUUUAAAAGUACAUGUUCUGUUGAUAUUAAAUACUUUCCAUUUGAUCGGCAAAAGUGUGUUCUGAAAUUCGGACCUUGGAGUUAUGAUGGAUUUCGCGUUAACAUUUCAUUUUAUGAUGGUGAACGUAAUUUUCGUCUACUUAAUUAUAUUACUAAUCCUGAAUGGAAUUUAUUAAAUUCCAGUGCUGUAUUCACAGAAAUCUCUUAUCCAUGUUGUCCGGAAAAAUAUCCUGAUAUUACAUUUCAUGUAUGGAUUAAAAGAAAAUCAGCAUUUUAUACAUACAUUUUAAUUAUACCAAGUAUACUAUUAUCAUCGCUUACAUCAGUUAUCUUCUGGUUGCCACCACCUUCACCAGCCAAGAUUGUUUUAGCAAUGAACGUAUUUGUUGCAUUCCUGCUCCUUCAUCUUUUAUUGGAAGAUACAACACCGGCAGCUGCAAGUAAUUUCCCAUUACUUGGUGCAUAUUAUUGUUUCAAUAUGGGUGUCAUUACAAUUUCAAUGUUUUUAUGCUGUAUCACAGUUAAUAUACAUUUUCGAACAGCUGAAACUGAACAACCAUCUAAAUGGUUAAGAAAAUUCACUUCAUUGAUGGGACGAAUACUUUUUUAUCAACAUUGAUG
Schistosoma turkestanicum is the source of this 705-nucleotide messenger RNA. NCBI's taxonomy places the organism in Eukaryota, Metazoa, Platyhelminthes, Trematoda, Strigeidida, Schistosomatidae. The record is from the annotation of a GenBank genome assembly.